CAGAGCCAAUUUUGUCAUUUGCGCAAAGCGUAACUCUCCGGUGCGUGUGCUCUCAGCUGGUUCCUUUAAGAAUCGGCACACGCUUCUUCAUUUCCGAUCGUCCUCGAAGCUCAAUCUGAAUCUCUCAGUUAUCUCAGAUCUUCCGAGAGAUGGCAGAUCGAUUGACACGUAUCGCUAUUGUGAGUCAAGACCGUUGCAAGCCAAAGAAAUGUCGCCAAGAGUGUAAGAAGAGUUGUCCUGUGGUUAAGACAGGAAAACUUUGUAUUGAGGUGACUGUUGGUUCCAAGAUUGCUUUUAUCUCAGAGGAGUUGUGCAUCGGUUGCGGUAUUUGUGUGAAGAAAUGCCCGUUUGAAGCUAUCCAGAUUAUUAAUCUUCCCAGAGACUUAGAGAAAGAUACAACCCAUCGCUAUGGGCCAAACACUUUCAAGUUGCACAGGCUCCCAGUUCCAAGGCCAGGGCAAGUCCUAGGGUUGGUUGGGACAAAUGGUAUUGGAAAAUCAACCGCUCUGAAAAUUUUGGCGGGAAAGCUCAAACCAAAUUUGGGCCGUUUCACUAAUCCUCCAGACUGGCAAGAAAUCUUGACUCACUUUCGUGGGUCAGAACUUCAAAACUACUUUACCCGUAUUCUAGAAGAUAAUUUAAAGGCCAUUAUAAAGCCUCAAUAUGUCGACCACAUCCCAAAAGCUGUUCGAGGCAAUGUUGGAGAGGUCCUUGACCAAAAGGAUGAGAGAAAUAAAAAAGCAGAGCUCUGUGCUGAUCUGGAGCUGAACCAGGUCAUUGAUCGUGAUGUCAUGAAUUUAUCUGGUGGUGAGUUGCAGAGGUUCGCAAUCGCUGUUGUUGCCAUACAAAAUGCAGAGAUAUACAUGUUUGAUGAGCCAUCUAGUUACCUUGAUGUUAAGCAAAGACUCAAAGCUGCUCAAGUUGUUCGUUCUCUCCUGAGGCCUAAUAGCUACGUCAUUGUUGUGGAGCAUGAUCUCAGUGUUCUUGAUUACUUGUCGGAUUUCAUUUGCUGUCUCUAUGGGAAACCAGGAGCCUAUGGUGUCGUGACUCUUCCCUUCUCUGUCAGAGAAGGAAUCAACAUUUUCUUGGCUGGAUUUGUUCCCACAGAAAAUUUACGUUUUAGAGAUGAAUCUCUGACCUUCAAGGUUGCUGAGACUCCACAAGAAAGUGCUGAAGAAAUACAGUCGUACGCUAGAUACAAAUACCCAUCCAUGACCAAAACUCAAGGAAACUUUAGGUUGAGAGUGUCGGAAGGUGAAUUCACAGACUCGCAGAUUAUUGUCAUGCUUGGGGAGAAUGGUACAGGGAAGACAACAUUUAUCCGGAUGCUGGCGGGUUUGUUGAAACCUGAUGAUACAGAAGGAUCAGACAUAGAGAUACCAGAAUUCAAUGUUUCUUACAAGCCACAAAAGAUCAGCCCAAAGUUUCAGCAUUCAGUUAGACAGUUGCUACAUCAAAAGAUUCGGGAUUCGUACAUGCAUCCUCAGUUUGUGUCGGACGUGAUGAAACCACUUCAGAUUGAGCAGUUGAUGGAUCAAGAAGUUGUCAAUCUCUCGGGAGGAGAGUUGCAAAGGGUUGCAUUAACUCUGUGCCUCGGAAAGCCCGCGGAUAUAUACCUGAUUGAUGAGCCAAGUGCAUAUCUCGAUUCAGAGCAGCGUAUUGUGGCUUCUAAAGUCAUUAAGCGGUUCAUUCUGCAUGCAAAGAAAACCGCAUUUGUAGUCGAGCAUGACUUUAUAAUGGCUACCUAUUUGGCAGAUCGAGUCAUUGUCUACGAAGGACAACCAUCCAUUGAUUGUACUGCGAAUUGUCCUCAAUCACUGCUCAGUGGAAUGAAUCUCUUUUUAUCUCAUCUGAACAUCACCUUCAGACGGGAUCCCACCAAUUUCAGACCAAGGAUCAACAAAUUAGAGUCGACUAAAGACAGGGAGCAGAAGUCUGCUGGCUCAUACUACUACUUGGAUGAUUAAGACAACUACCGAGAGAAUAUAGGGCAUGAUCUGGAUAAAAAAAUGUCUGAGUUCCACCAGAAAGGUCUUUUUCUCUGAGGAAUUUGAUCUACGAGCUCGGGAUAUUUUGCGCAACCAUCUGUUUUCCGAGUUUCUUAUGAGAUGUUUCUUUCUCUCUGGUCAAGCUUCUGAUUGUUUGUUCAUCAGUUUUGCUCUUCCAGCCUUUUGCUAUAUACUGUGCAAAGGUUUUUUAUUAACUGAGCAAUAAUAUCUUCUGAAUCUUUAACCUUUUUGUUUUGGUUUUUGUACUUUUGAGUUGUUUAUUUCAACAUUGACUGUAAUGUUAUUACUUGGUUUUAAAAGGAAUGUACUGCCUAUUAUUAUUA
Molecule: messenger RNA, 2332 nt
Organism: Eutrema salsugineum
Lineage: Eukaryota; Viridiplantae; Streptophyta; Magnoliopsida; Brassicales; Brassicaceae
Product: ABC transporter E family member 2
Exons: 13
Coding region: 150-1967 (605 amino acids)
Biological process (GO): translational initiation; translational termination; ribosomal subunit export from nucleus
Molecular function (GO): ATP binding; ribosomal small subunit binding; ATP hydrolysis activity
Source: RefSeq, a predicted model, not a curated record